AUGACUGAUAUAACUGAAUUCGAAAAUAACUUUGAUGACCUCUUGCAAAAACCGGCAAGCAAUAAUAUAUCCGAGACCUUGAGCAAUGUAGACGUGUCUAAUCCAUUUCAUGACGCAGUCUCACUUUUGAUUGCGCCAAUAAGUCCUUUAACUGAUGUUAAUGGCAAUGGUACACACGAUUUAUAUAUCGAGCCUCCUCUGAACGAUCUAUUAAAGGAUAGCCUGAGCUCCUCCGAACCGGAAGUACAAAGUAUGGAGAUCAAGUUUGAUGAGGAAAGGGAUUACGAAGAAGUUGAUGUAUCAUCCUUUAAGGGGAUAGAUGCUACUUCAAUUUCGUCAGAGGGUCACGUUCAUGAAAUUAGCAAUAGUGACGAGUCUUUUGACGAAGAAAGUAUUAUAGGAAAAGAAUCGCACGUACAGUCGAGAGUAGCAAGCUUCAGUUUGAAUUCAAGUCAGACAAAUUUUCAUGGGACUGGAGAGUUUAUUCCGGUAUUCGAAAUUACAGUUGAAGAUCCGCAAAAAAUUGGCGAUCCCAUCAAUGCGUAUAUUAUAUAUAAAGUCCGAACUAGGACUACAUCCACUGCAUUUAAAGAUAAAGAAUUCACAGUUUUAAGGCGAUAUCGUGAUUUUCUAUGGUUAUAUAAUCAAUUAACGCUCAAUAAUCCGGGUGUCAUAGUUCCCCCUGUACCAGGAAAACAUGUUAUUGGUCGAUUUCAGGAUGAAUUCGUAGAAAACCGUCGCCAAGCACUUGAAAAAUGUUUGAAUAAGAUCACAUCUCAUCCGUUGCUACGCAGCGAUCCAAAUUUAAAGUUAUUUUUAGAGUCGGAUACUUUUGCUACUGAUGUCAAACGUAAAAGUCAAGAUGAAUCAAAAGGUGUAUUGAAAUCAUUAGGUGAAGCAGUGUCAAACGCUACCACAUUCAGCAAAUUUGUAGAAACAGAUGAAUGGUUUGAGAAUCGAAAAAAUCAGUUGGACAUACUGGAUUUUCAAUUGAAGGCGUUACUUAAAUCAGUUGAAGCCGUUGUUAAACAACGCAAAGACUUGGGAAGUAUGGUUGUGGAUUUUGGGGACGGCAUUUUGUCUCUGGCAAACACCGAAAUCAAUAAGCCGCUAGCAAACAAUCUAAUGACAUUAGGAAACUUGCAACGAAAUAUUAAGGAAUUACAUGAAAAACAGGCACAACAGGAUGUUAUUAAUUUGGAACACACGAUAGACGAGUACAUCCGCUUGGUUGGGUCGAUUAAGGUUGUAUUCAACUCUCGUUCUAAGAUUUAUCAGACAUGGCAGAAUGCUGUAUACGAUUUACAAAAGAAAAAGGCGAACUAUGAAAGACUGAAAAGUCAAGGGAAGAUGAGCCAAGACAAACUAUCGAUCAUGCUGACGCAAAUUGCUGAGUCUGAACAUCGUGUGGAAGAUUGUAAGCACGAAUUUGAAGAUGUCUCUAAACUUAUUAAGGCUGAAUUGGAUCGAUUUGACAAAGAGAAGGUAGAAGAUUUUAAGAAUAGCGUUGAAGCUUUUUUGGAAUCAAUGGUGCAAACACAAAAAGAGAUUAUUAAUUUAUGGGAGUCUUACUCCGCGCAAGUAGAAUUACUACAGAAUACAAUUUCGGAAGAUUACUCUCCAAACGGUUCCCCAAAUGGUCCGGUGUCCCCAGUACAUUCUCCCGCACACACGCCGUCACCGCCUGCAACGUCUCCAGGUCAAACUUCACCGUCUCUUGGUUAUCUUGCUCCUCAUGGUGUACCGACGAUUUACGGUGGCAACAUGCACCUGUUUCCAUUUCAAUCGAAAUUACCGUCAAUGGGACACGCAUUUGGGGAACCGUUUGGCUGA
This is a messenger RNA of Racocetra persica, 1833 nucleotides long. Lineage: Eukaryota; Fungi; Glomeromycota; Glomeromycetes; Diversisporales; Gigasporaceae. The record is from the annotation of a GenBank genome assembly.